UGUCGUCUGCCCCCUAGUGUUUUUUUAUCAUGUUUGGAUGGGGCUCGACUCUUGGUAAGUGAUGUAUUGCUUUUGGUUAUACACUAUGUGGUUGUCUGUUCUCUCCUGUGUGUGUGUGUUACUUGUUUCUUUUUUUGCUGUAUCUGGCACAGUCUCGUUUCGGUUUCAUAGUGUUGGGCAAUGCCAUUGACAGCAGGCCAUCGCUAUCUUGCGAUUCUUGUUCCCUUGACCUUGCACCUUGAAGAGCGAGCGACAAUCGGUGGCCAUUGGUUUCCCGGCGUCAAGCAAAGCUCCGUCUUCUGCCACUCCACCACUUUAGGACGAACUCAUGUACUUGGACACACUUGAAGGCUGAAUCGAGAAGCCAAGGAGGUAUGGCUGACAGUGGUCUAAUAGGCAUAUCUGCCAUCGGCGCCGACCCUGACAAGGAACGCCAGCCCCCCGCGGAACCGACUCCUCUCGACUUCCCGACGCCGCGCUUGCCUGCCACGGUGGAAGAUGAGUCCCAGACCAAACUACACGAGCUUUACGAACACCUUGUCUCCAUCAAGAGACCGCAGGAUAUAACCGUGGAGAAAUUCCAGGGCCUGAAUCUCCAAGUGGAGACCGACGUUCCGCCCACCAGUCUGGUUCCCGAGGAGUACUUUAAGACUCUGCCACCACUGCCGUGGCAGGUGGAAACCCCACAGGAUGGCCGGUCACCCGACGAGAACCGGCCUCUCAUGUGCAAUGGGUCACCGUACCCACCCAAGGACCGGUUCGAUCUGGUCUGUACCGAGUUGUUGUACGAUGAAGACGACGCCUACCGCGAGACUGCCCGGCUGCCUCCUCGCCAUGACCGGCCCCGCGUGCGGCUGACGCAGUCGCGGAAAUUCUGGACCGGCCUGGAACGCAUGGCGCAGUACUGGGAUGCCAGUCUAGACCGAUACUUUGAACGCCCCGCCACACCCCCGCCGGGCCCGGAAGAGGCCGACAAGAUGCAGACCGACGAGGAUGGAGGAAGAGACGCGGAAGGCGCAGAAGUGAAUACCCCUAUGGAUGUGGACCCCACCACGGCGACCUCGUUGCCAACCGACUUGCCAACCAGGGCUUCUUUUGUGGUGACCGGCGAAAAGAAAGACGACCCGCCAUGUAUGGUCAAGAUGUAUACAGGUCGCCGCGUGGGCACUGGACGCGAGAUGCCCGAAGACAUCCGCGAAGAGACCAUCCGGGGCUUCCUCGAAAUGGCGGCGUGGCCGUUUGGAGGCCAGGUGAGCGUGCCGACGAUGCCGCCGCGCCUGCAGGUCAAGUCGUUGCUGUUCCCCGUGCGGCAGUCGUUUAUCGUCGGGCGAGCGCCACGGGACCGCCAGCUGGCGCGCAGCGGGGUGUUGGAAGGCCCCGUUCUGAUGGCCCAGUGUCGGCCCGAGACCUCGUUCCGCGGGGCCGAGGACGCUCCCGGGGCCGGGCUGGCCGAGAUGUGCGACAUCUUCCGCGAGGUGGGCGGGAUGUUACUACUGGCACAGGAGCGGGCACGCUACGGAACCGUCGAGGUGAAGCCUGGCGAGGGCAAGUGGUGGACCACCCGGCCCCGGUGGGGAGGCGCGCCCAAUAAUGAUGUAGUCGAAGGUGUACAGAACUCGGACGAGAAGCCUGUCCGUGUGUCUUCCUCGUCAUCAUCGUCAUCGUCAUCUUCCUCUUCCUCUUCCUCAUCCUCAUCUUCAUCCUCAUACUCUUCCUCCUCGUCAUCACGCAAACGGUCCAAGUUUGAGCAUCCGAUGCUGUCACGGCGUUCCCGACCGGAGCGCAAGCUAUCCAACAGCGAGAAGUGGAAACUGCUGCAGGCGGGACCUAGCCUGUGGGACAAACGGAUGCGCUACGAGACUAUUGGCAAGGUGGCGGAGAGUCCAUUUGACGACAUUUAUAUGGUGUCGUCCAUCAACCACCAUGUCGCACUGUUACACCUGCGCGUGCACCGGCGGUACCUGGAGCAGCUGACGACGGGGGCGAGGCCUACUGGGGAGUCGGGCGAGGCGUGGCACGUUCUCCGCCUGCAGCGGACGCGGUGGUUUGACCUGUUCAACGCGGCGGAUCGCAUCGAGGCGUUCAAGGGGUUGUGGCGGAUCUUGCACUUUCUUAAGUCGUUUGAUCCUUCGGAGAUGCUCGGGCUGGAACGGGCGACUACAUAUACAAUAUCUGAGGUAUCAAUUGCAUACGAGCGAAUCUGACUGGUCCAAAGUUAAUACUAGGUACUCAUACAGAGAUGGUAGAAGAAUGUACCUAUUCUACUAUUCUACUAUUCUA
Messenger RNA from Penicilliopsis zonata CBS 506.65, 2280 nucleotides. RefSeq lists its product as hypothetical. The record is from RefSeq and is a predicted model, not a curated record. Bases 375 to 2204 code for a protein of 609 amino acids. NCBI's taxonomy places the organism in Eukaryota, Fungi, Ascomycota, Eurotiomycetes, Eurotiales, Aspergillaceae. The transcript has 4 exons.